AUGACUUCCUCGUCAGUACGAUUGACCUGGCAGCCACCAUGCCAGACCACCAAUCUCUCGAACCAGUAUCUUGUCACCGUCUACCAUGGCACCCACAACAAGACCUAUACGGUGCAGACGCUGGAGCUCAACGUAACUGACCUGAAGCCGCUGACCAUUUACAAUUUCACCGUGCAAGCAAUCGGGAAGGAUGGUGUCCCUGUUAGCAGUGCCGCCUUUGAUUCCACCAGAACCCUACCCCACGGU
Molecule: messenger RNA, 246 nt
Organism: Dibothriocephalus latus
Lineage: Eukaryota; Metazoa; Platyhelminthes; Cestoda; Diphyllobothriidea; Diphyllobothriidae
Source: the annotation of a GenBank genome assembly